CUUUUCCACGAGUCUCGAAUUUCCCGUCUCGCAAAGGACCUGCAAUGACCCUCAUAGGAAUGUGGGCUGUCUGAUCAAGGGGACUUCCAACAGACACCACAGGCUACGCCCGGCCUAGCCACAACCAGUUUCUGCCACUAACUAGGGCUGUCACUCUCUUAAAGCCAGGGUACAGUACUAAGUACGGAUACUGUCUCCAACUCGAGCCGCUCUACUCUUCUCCCCGCACACCCCGGCAACUGCUUCGUAAAAUCUACCGAUGAGCCGGGAAUUCCCCAAUUUCUCAGGCUAAAUAAAUACUUAUUGCCGGAGUGCAGCCUCUGUCAAGGUUUCAUUUCCGUGCACUCUUUCCCCCCUGCAUUGCGCAGCGUCGCCUCACAAUGGACAUCGAAAAGGGACCCCUGAGUCCGGCCCAGCACACCUCAAGGUCAUUCUCAGACGCAGGUAAAGACAACGAACCAAUCGACCUAGAACAGCUGGGCGAGAGAGAAGGUUAUGUCCUGGAUACAUCGCUGGCGCAGCACGAGGGUCUUAAAACGACACCCGACGGCAAGACAGUCCUCAUUCCCCAGCCGAGUGAAUCGCCAAAUGAUCCUCUGAACUGGUCCUCUUUCAGGAAACACCUGAUCCUGAUUAUUAUUUCCGCGGCGGCGUUUUUACCGGACUAUGGGAGUGCGACUGGUGCUGUUACGCUGAUUCCGCAGGCUGCAGCGUGGAAUAUGACCCAGGACUACGUCAACCACUCGCAGGUCGGAAACGUGUUCAUGCUUGGAGCCGGAGGCCCGUUUGUCGUUGCGCUGGCGGCAUACUUUGGCCGGUUCCCCGUUCUCUUCUGGUUUAUUGUCCUUGCGCUUGCCACAGCGAUUUGGUGUGCUGCUGCGCAGUCAUUUGAGUCGUUUAUGGCUGCACGCAUCCUGAACGGGUUCUUCUCGACCGUUGCACAAGGCGGCGGUUUAAUGUUCAUAAAAGACAUGUUCUUCUUCCACGAACAAGCGCGCAAAAUCAACAUCUGGUCCGCCUUCAUCGUGCUCUCGCCAUACAUGGGCCCGAUGCUCGCGGCCUUCAUAACAAGCACCCAGAUCUGGCAGUGGGCGUUUGGGGUGUACGCGAUCGAGACGGGCCUGUGUUUAAUUGCGAUCGCGCUCUUCGUGGAGGAAACAUAUUACGAUCGCAAGAAUAGACAGUUUGAACUGGUCCCUAAUGCGCCGAGAUGGAAGCGUAUGCUGGGGAUUCAGCAGAGGCAGACGGGGUAUAUUGUUAACACGCCGCUUGAUGCGGCGAUGAGGCCGCUGAAGGUCCUGGUUAAACCGGUGAUGUUUUUGUCUAUGCUUUAUUACAUGCUUACCUUUGCCUGGGUGGUUGGUGUUAACACGACAUUGUCGAUAUUCGUUGGGCCGUUGUAUGGCUUUGGUCCGAAGCAGAUUGGCUUCUUCUACUUCACCCCCGUGGUCGCAGCCAUCCUCGGCGAAAUAUCCGGCCACUGGCUACACGACUUCGUGGCAGCCCUCUCCUCAAAACGAAACAACGGCCGUCUCGAACCCGAAGCCCGGCUGCUGGCUAUCUACAUCGCAUUCCCAUUCAUGAUCGCGGGCUUAGUCCUGCUCGGCUUCGCGCUGGAAGAAGAAUACCACUACAUGCUGACAGCACUGGGAUGGGGGUUAUAUGUCUUCGGCAUCAUGAUCGUGACUGUUGCAGUGAACGCGUACGUGCUUGACAGCUACCCCGAGGCGAGUGGGGAGGUUGCGGCGUGGAUUAACUUUGGGCGGACGGCUGGUGGGUUUAUUGUGAGUUAUUUUAUGGUCGAGUGGGCUGGGAAACAAGGCGCGAAGAGGCAGUUUGGGACGAUGACGGGGAUUGUAGGGUUUGCGUUUUUCAUGGUUAUUUUUCUGGGGGUUUUUGGGAAGGGGUUGAGGAGGUGGGCUGGACCGGUGCAUUUUAAGACGGCAUAAUUAUUACAUUGGUUCGUAUGAGAGUGGUGGAUAUGUGCAGGCUGUAUAGUUAGACAGGUAUGUAUAUAAUAGUGGGAAGGAAUCUGCUUCAUAUAAGCUC
This is a messenger RNA of Aspergillus versicolor CBS 583.65, 2049 nucleotides long. RefSeq lists its product as uncharacterized. Gene Ontology annotation, biological process: transmembrane transport. Bases 381 to 1949 code for a protein of 522 amino acids. The record is from RefSeq and is a predicted model, not a curated record. Lineage: Eukaryota; Fungi; Ascomycota; Eurotiomycetes; Eurotiales; Aspergillaceae. Gene Ontology annotation, molecular function: transmembrane transporter activity. The transcript has 5 exons.